CAAUCUUAUUGGUUCACAGCAUGUUGUACGACUACGGGCGGACGUCCGGCCCGGCUCCUCAUCCACCCGACUCGUCCAACGGCAACGGCCUUGACGCCAAAACUCCGAAGUGGCGCUCUCCCGGACACACGGGGGCGUCACGCCCAAUAUUGGACGCAAGAAGCCACUCGGACUUGCUUUUCGUAAGCAGCCAUGGAGCCAUAGUGAGAGAGCCACGAGACUGAUCAUGUUCCACAAAGUUAUGACGAGUAACAAGCACUUGCGGAUGUUUCUUGGACGCCCGGUCAGCAUCUAAAUAUCGAGCUACCCCACACCACAUCUCGCAUCCCCUUUCCCCAGACCAUCCACCCUCAGAUCACCACCAGUCCCGCACAUCACCACCACCUCAGCUCCACCUCACCUUUCGACUUUGUACAUAUCUUCACAGCAAAGAAAUACAACAUGGCGAUAAAAGCCUCCACCGGAGUCUGCAAACCCUCCGAACUAGCCCACCUCGUCCUCCGCACCGCCAACCCUGACAAACUCAUCUCCUUCUACCAAACCUUCCUCAACGCAACAAUCACCGCCUCAAGCCCCCUCAUCACCUUCCUCACCUGGGACCACGAACACCACCGCCUCGCCAUCCUCAACGACCCCACCGCCGUCCCGCGCCAAGACAACGCCGUCGGUAUGGACCACUUCGCCCUGACCUUCGACUCUCUCGGCGACCUGCUGCAAUCCUACAAGGCCCGCAAGGACAUGGGCAUCGAGCCCGUAUGGUGCGUCAACCACGGCAUGUCGACGAGUAUGUACUACCGCGAUCCGGACGGCGGCAAGAUUGAGACGCAGGUGGAUGCCUUUGAGACAAAGGAGGAUGCGGUUGCGUACAUGACGAGUGCCGAGUUUGGCGAGGAUCCGAGGGGGCCGAGGUUUGAUCCUGAGGAGAUGGUUAAGAGGUUUGAGGCUGGGGAGGAUGAGAAGAGUUUGAUGAAGAGGUCGGCUUUUGCCAAGGAGGAGAUGAAGCUUUGAUCUUUUGAGUGUUGGUGCAUCGUGGUAUUGUGGUUUUGGGGGUCAUGGGUGAGGUUGGAGUUGGUGGAUACAUGGUGCUCAUGUAAGUCAACUGCACAUGAUGGCGAUGAUUGCAUUCUGCCUUAAGGUAGAUAGCUAGCCAAGAUGCUAUCUAAAUUGAAGCCUGGGUCUCUUGACAACCUAUCGUGUGAUAGUAUCCACUAUUGGGCUCAUUGUGAUACUUUCAAGGAAAAGUUGGGGCUGGAAUUGGAUUUGAUGCCUAAGAGUUUAGG
This is a messenger RNA of Colletotrichum godetiae, 1280 nucleotides long. Its product is annotated as glyoxalase/Bleomycin resistance protein/Dioxygenase. The coding region runs from base 442 to 1008 and encodes 188 amino acids. The transcript has a single exon. Lineage: Eukaryota; Fungi; Ascomycota; Sordariomycetes; Glomerellales; Glomerellaceae. The record is from RefSeq and is a predicted model, not a curated record.